Molecule: messenger RNA, 1151 nt
Organism: Nanorana parkeri
Lineage: Eukaryota; Metazoa; Chordata; Amphibia; Anura; Dicroglossidae
Exons: 5
Coding region: 7-1107 (366 amino acids)
Source: RefSeq, a predicted model, not a curated record
CCAGCCAUGAACAACAUGAAUAGAUAUGAGUUGAGCGAUGGAGAAGAGGAAGGUGAAGACGCGGGUGGCAGCGUACGGCCGCUUAUCUCGGCUCUUCAGCAGAAGAGGAGGAACCUGAUUCUUCAUCUGGAUCUAAAUAACACCAUCCUGGUAUCUGACACGGCCACCGGCCAAGGGCUCAGGGAAGCACUCAAUUCCUACUUGAGCACUGUCACCUGGGGGAGGAUAAGCAACACAGGUGAAUGGGAAUGGAUAAGCGAUCAGCCGUCUGUCAAACCUCCAUCCCCAGACGCCAUCAACUAUAACACCCAGUUUGGGCGUGAUGGCAACUUCAGUGACUCCAAGAUAGGACGGCGCUUCAAGGAGGUCUUCACCCGCCACCUGGACCUGCUGCAGUGGCAGGGAGAGGCAGACGACACGUUUACACAGAGCGGGGAGGACGGGAAGCUCUAUCACUGGAUCCUGCCAUCCUUCUUCCACCUGCUCAGCACCCUCCAUCAGCAGGGCAGACACUUCUCUGUCAUACUGAGGACGUUCGGCAGUGACCUUCCACUUGUGCUCCAAUCUGUUCACGCCACGUUAGCCGGAAAACAUCCGUAUUUCCCCGAGCUGAAGGAACUGCCGCUCAGUGUGGAGCUCACACCGGGGAGAAUCCGAUGCAACAAAAGGGAGAACGUGCUGACCCGGGGCGCUGAUCGUGUGUCCACUAAAGGGAGAGAGAGAAAUAUUUAUGACUACUUCACUGCCAUGUCCGGAAUAGGAGGGUUUCAGGACCACUUUGACUGGUGGGCGAGAAACAGCUUUACAAGCACGGGAGGGAAGCCAUUUUGGAUUGAUCCCAACGACUGCGAUAAUCUGCAUCUCAUCAUAGAUGACAACAUCCGUCUGAGUGAACAGGACACUGAUACAAUUGUGAAUUGCCGGGUACUUCUGGACCAGGGAAGAGGGAAGGAAUCCAGGAAGGUCCCCACCUCGGAGCUGUACGACAUCUGUUUGGUGCAGACGGAUCUCCUCCGAGCCAUCGCGGAGAAAGAUUACUUUCUAGACUGCGUCCGAUCCUGCGAGGAGAAUUAUGAAAAUUACCUCCAGAGCUUUCAGCUGGAGUAGUCUGAGCCACUGCUGGCGGCUCUUCAUUUUCCCGAUGGACUGUU